Messenger RNA from Melospiza georgiana, 4415 nucleotides. Its product is annotated as disintegrin and metalloproteinase domain-containing protein 21-like. Lineage: Eukaryota; Metazoa; Chordata; Aves; Passeriformes; Passerellidae. Gene Ontology annotation, molecular function: metalloendopeptidase activity. Gene Ontology annotation, biological process: male gonad development; proteolysis. Gene Ontology annotation, cellular component: sperm head plasma membrane; plasma membrane; external side of plasma membrane. The record is from RefSeq and is a predicted model, not a curated record.
UCUUCCUCUGUGCUCCUGGCACUUCCUUGUUCCUUUAUUAGGCAUGUGCCUUUCAGACUCGUGGAAAUGGGACAGUGGAAGAGAAACAUCACUGACAUCUAUACACUUAUUUAAGCAUAUUGCUUACAUAGACCUUUUUUUUUCUCAGAAAAAUUAGAAAUCAUCUGUUGAAAAGAAAUUACUAUUAGUUUGGUUUUGGUUUUUCACUGAAGUAAUGGAGUGAACCUUGAAAUAGUUUGCUUUCUUUCCACAACUGUCACCUGUUUUCAGUAAGUAAACUGUAGUUAACAAGAAAAAGGUUUGUACACAGCAACCAAAAUGUAGAUAGGCAGGAAGACUAAAGUACGCUUAGAUAGCUGUGUCAAAUUUAUCUUCAGGUUACAAGACACUCUUUUUCAGUAGCUUAGCUCUCCAGUCAGAUCUGUUUAUUACUGAAUGAUAGAAAGACCUGUCAGGUCUAUUUGUUACUGAAUGAUAGAAAGAUCCAUGUCAGUUUUGUCAUAUAAUCCAAAGUGGAAAUGUUAAAAGAUGCAGAUAUGCCAAUAGCUGUUCUCAGUUAAUGCAGAUACAGAUCUGAAAUUCAUAUAUUCAUGUACUUGAGUGUGUAUUAGGUUUAUUUCACGCCUGGAUCAGGUUUGAACAGCCAUUUCUCAAAAUGUUGAUAAAAGUAGAUAAGAAAAUAGUGUGACUAUCAGAUCAAGUGAAAAUAUAGAAAGCAGUUACUCUGGGAUGCUCAAAACCAGACAAGGUGGUGUGAAUAUACUUAGAACAAAAGGGGUUUCAUUCUUUCUUGUAUUAUAGAAAUGCCUCUGAAAGCAAGUAGUAGAAGAAGCACAAAAGCCAUUCCCUUAUCCACCCCCAUGAAGGAAAUGCAGGAUUUCCAGAAAUAAGACAUGAAUGGUGAGGCACCUCAGCAGUCCUUGCUGUUGAUGGCCAGAAUAAAGUCCUUGGAAAUGGCCAUUAAAUGAGCUGAGAACCUGUAUGUAAUUUGGGAAAAGUUAGCAAGACAAAUGACAGACUGCACUUAAUGAAGAUCUAGGGUAUUUGGCUUCAGUUGUGUGGGGGUUUUUUGGUUUUUUUCUUUGGUGCUUUGGUGGGGGUUUUUUGGGUGGUUUGGGGUUUUUUUGUUUGUUUGUUUGUUUGUUUUUUUAAUGGAGAAAAUUAUCUAUUCAUGCACCAAGGAAAUAUUUAACACUACUAGCAGAAGAAAGCUUGCUUAUUGGUGAAGGCAUAUACAGCUGUGGCAAAAAAUGCAUGCUGCAAUAUAGUAUGAGCAAAAUAUUCAUCAGUCACUGGACUUCACCCAAAAUAAAGUGUGUUGUGCAAGUCAAUGUCUGAAAAGGAAUUUCCCUAAAAUAGAAGGGUUUGAUUAAGGGCAGUAAAAUGAGUAGGACAGAGAUUCUCCUAUGAUGGCCCUGGGAAGACAAAUAUUAAGUAUUUGUAAAACUGAAUAGUAAAACAAAUAGGAAAGUAGAGGACUCUUGUUCCGUCUUGUAGUACAAGAAGAGAGGGACAUGUAAAUGAAAGUGAAUUGGAGUUACAUUUGGACUGAACCAUUAUGCUCCAUGCUCAGAAUUUGAGCUGAUCAGAGAUAAGGGUGGAACAUGAAGAGGCAGACUGUCCUCACAUUUAUAUCAGCAGCCUUUCUGUCUUCUGCAGAAAUGCCUGGAGUUGGCUGGUGUCAAAGGGCGUUAAAAGGGAUGGAUUCCUGGUCUGAUCCCGUCUGAGUUAAAGUGCCAGCAUCUAAGCUAUUGAGAGGAUAGCAAAUGGCUUCCAUUCAUGAAACAAGCAUUUGAAUGUGAUCAAUCUUUUCCAGGGGAAUGAUCUUUCCCUAAGCAAACUACAUUUUAAAACAGUAAGAGAUGUUACCAGUAUGUUGAUUUCUAGUAGCUCUAAUGGUAUCUCAGGUGCAGCAGAAAUACUGUCUAGCCUCUGUUCUGGCUCAAAGAGCAGGGUGGGCUGCCUGGAGGCGCCCGGGCAGCGCUCGGCGAUGCCGCAGGUGCCGUUUCCCGGGGAGCGGCCCGGCCCGGCCGGCACGACGGCAGUUGGAGCCUCGGGGCGGUUCCGCCCGGGCUGGGCCCUUGCAGGUUCUAUCCCCGCUCGGGCGGGGGCGGCCGGUACCGGCGGCCGCGAUGGGGCCUCUGCCGGGGCUCCUGCUUCUGCUGCUGCUGGGCGCGGCGGGGUGCCCCGGGGCCCGGGGGGCCCGGCCCGCGGAGCCGCGCACCGCGUGGGUGACGGUGCCGCGGCAGCUCAGCCCCCGCCGCGGCGACGACGCCCCGGCCCUCUCCUACUGGCUGAACGUGGGCGGGCGGCCGCGGGUGCUGCGCCUGCAGCCCAGGAGGGGCCUGGUCUCCCGCCCCUUCACGCUGGUCACCUACGGCCGGGACGGGGCCCGCCGGGAGGAGCACCCCUUCGUACGGGACAACUGCUUCUACCAGGGCGACGUGGUGGGGAGCCCCGGCUCCCUUGUGGCCCUCAGCACCUGCGGCAGGGGCCUCCACGGCGUGCUCUGGGUGGAGGACGAUACCUACCAGAUCGAGCCCGUCCCCAAUGAUCUGGCCUUUCGGCACAUUCUCUACCGCAUGGAGGGAGACAACAGCUCCGAGGGAGCCAGCUGCGGACUGACGCCGGAGGUGCUGCAGCAGCAAAAGGCUGUGCUGCCGUGGUUCAAGGCUCCCAAGUCAGCGGGGGAGAACGAAAAGCUGAGGGACUGGUGGACGCACAUCACGUAUGUGAAGAUGGCAGUGGUCGUGGACCACGUGCGGUAUGUAAAGUCAGGCAGGAGCAAAUCCAAAGUCUUGAAGGACGUCAUGCAAGUCAUCAAUGCUGGGGACGUUUUGUGCAAACAGCUUUCUAUCCGGCUGUUUGUUAUAGGAUUGGAGAUCUGGACUGAAAAGAACAUUAUAAAUAUUACUAACUCUAUUGCCCCGGUACUUAAUGCGUUUAACUCCUGGAGAAAGUCAAACCUGUUACCUCGGAUGUACCACGAUGUUGCUCACUUAUUUGCAUAUCAGUGGUUUGGAAGCAGCUUGGGAUUGGCAUAUAUAGGGACAGUGUGUGAUAAGCACUGGGCAGCAGCUGUUAUUUCCUACACUGAUAAAAAGGUGUCUGUAGUUACUAUCACAUUUGUCCAUGAGCUGGGCCAUAAUCUUGGGAUGAUUCAUGAUAAACCGGAUUGUAAUUGCAAACGCAAGCAUUGCAUUAUGUAUGAAAACAAUGUUGACACUGACUCGUUCAGUGACUGCAGUUACAAAGAUUACUUUGAGCUGAUUGUAAAUGGUGCUUCAUGCCUUCGUCAGCCACCAGCACCUGGCAGUUUCAUCACCGGGAUGAGUGAAUACUGUGGGAAUAAAAUAGUAGAAAGUGGAGAGCAAUGUGACUGUGGUUCAGCAGCAAGCUGCCGAAGGGAUCCUUGUUGCCGCACAAACUGUACAUUUACUGCAGGUUCAGACUGUGCAUCUGGAAGAUGCUGCAAGAACUGUAAGGUCCUUCCAGCAGGAACACUCUGCAGAGCAAGUACUGGCAGCUGUGACCUGCCAGAGUAUUGCAAUGGAACUUCCCCUCAGUGCCCACUGGAUGUAUACCUACAAGAUGGAACUCCUUGCAAUGAUGGUGUUUAUUGCUAUCAAGGAAAAUGUUCAUCCCACAAUGAAAAGUGCCGGCGUCUCUUUGGCAAACAUGCCAAGGUUGCUCCUUUAGAUUGCUUUAAAGCAGUGAAUACUCAAGGUGACCGGUUUGGGAAUUGUGGUAUUCGUAACAAUAUCUAUUUUGCAAAAUGCAGUACUAAGAAUGUCUUAUGUGGUAGGAUUCAGUGUGAAAACAUAGUCAUAAUACCUUUCUUGCAGAACCAUGUAACGCUAGUCCAAACUCCUGUUCGAGAUAAAAAUUGCUGGGGCCUCGACUAUCACGUAGGGGUACCAAGAGCAGAUGUGGGAGCUGUGGAAGAUGGCACACCAUGUGGUAGUGAUAUGCUUUGUAUCAACAGGACGUGUAUGAGUGUAUCAGUGCUGAACUACGACUGCAACAUGACAAAGUGUCAUGACAGAGGAGUGUGUAACAAUCACAAGAACUGUCACUGUGAGUAUGGCUGGGCUCCUCCAUAUUGUGAAUCGGAAGGAUAUGGAGGUAGUGUUGACAGUGGACCCCCUCCACCUAAGAAGGCUGAGAGACUAAAAGUAAGACUAGCGCUACUUGGGUUUUAUUCUGUGUGUUUUGUUGGAAUAGUCCUUUCCAUCCAUUAUAGACAGAAAAUAGAGGGAUGGCUUGCGAAGAAAAAAGCCCAAUUCCGUAGAAAAUUGUUUCAAAGACCGAAAAAAAAAGAAGUUCCUAAAGAAAAGUCGCCUGCUGGUGAGUUAAAAUCCACCAAAGAUAAAAAACCAGCAUCUUGGGAUGUUAUUGAGGAACUAUCAGACUGA